AUGGCACCACCAAUACCUGUAUAUUCAGCCAAUGAAAUCAAGGGUCAAUAUUCUGAACAACUUAAUAAUCCCGAAAAGUAUGAAUGUCAACUAAAAUCACUAACACAGCAUGAAUGCACAUUUCGUCCGGCUUCCUUGGAUGGCUCAAGACCAUUGGAAAUAAUAUGUCUACCCUUUAAACGUAUAUUCCAAAGAUGUUUAAUACCCAAAACAAUUAAAAAGGAUGGACAGAAAGUGGUAGUGAAAAACUGGGUAAAUAUUGAAAUAACGAACAGUGAAACUAAUCAAGAUUUGUUUGAUCCAAAUUCAAAAUAUGCUGGUGAUGUCAAAGAUUUCAUGAGUACUGAACAUGAACUUAAAAAGUUUUUAGAGCAAGAAGCAGAAGGGCAUUUAUAG
Messenger RNA from Spathaspora passalidarum NRRL Y-27907, 396 nucleotides. RefSeq lists its product as uncharacterized. Gene Ontology annotation, cellular component: mitochondrial inner membrane peptidase complex. The record is from RefSeq and is a predicted model, not a curated record. The coding region runs from base 1 to 396 and encodes 131 amino acids. The transcript has a single exon. NCBI's taxonomy places the organism in Eukaryota, Fungi, Ascomycota, Pichiomycetes, Serinales, Debaryomycetaceae.